This is a messenger RNA of Camellia sinensis, 387 nucleotides long. Lineage: Eukaryota; Viridiplantae; Streptophyta; Magnoliopsida; Ericales; Theaceae. The record is from RefSeq and is a predicted model, not a curated record.
AUGGCAGUUCAGGGGGUGAGUGCAGCCAUGGCAGGUGGGGUUUCGGCUUUGAUGGCGAUGCCACUUGAUACAAUCAAGACAAGGUUACAGGUUUUUGAUGGAGAUGAGAAUAAUAAUGGGCGUAAAGGGGUACCAAUAAUGCGACAAACUGUUCGGAAUUUGGUAAGAGAAGGUGGAUGGAUGGCUUGUUACAGAGGACUUGGACCUCGCUGGGCUUCCAUGUUAAUGUCAGCAACCACCAUGAUCACUACCUACGAGUUUCUCAAACGCCUUUCGGCCAAGACUCAAGAGGGAGAGGGAGGUUUGAAUUGGUUGAGCUCCGGCGAGCGGUCAAGAUGGUGUGGUACUCUUUAUAUAGGGAAUGUAGUAGGUGAAGUGAAGUGGUAG